Molecule: messenger RNA, 1628 nt
Organism: Solanum pennellii
Lineage: Eukaryota; Viridiplantae; Streptophyta; Magnoliopsida; Solanales; Solanaceae
Product: NPL4-like protein 2
Exons: 3
Coding region: 123-1358 (411 amino acids)
Biological process (GO): ubiquitin-dependent protein catabolic process
Cellular component (GO): nucleus
Molecular function (GO): ubiquitin protein ligase binding; ubiquitin binding
Source: RefSeq, a predicted model, not a curated record
CUAUUGAUUCUACAAGCCAAAGUUAAAGUUUCUACUUCCUUUCUUCUUCGUCGGUCCUCCCCAACUUCCAUACAGAUUCACCUGCACUAUACAUUAUCAAUCACCAUAGUAAUACAACCAAGAUGAUGAUCAGAAUCAGAAGCAGAGAUGGGUUAGAGCGAGUCACAAUUGACAACCCACAUGCCACAAUUGCCCAACUCAAGUCCCAAAUCGAAUCCCAACUUCGAGUUCCAGUUCAAUCGCAAACCCUAUCUUCCAAUCAGAACCUUUUGCUCGCUAAAACCCCAGAUGAUUGGUCUCGCUUCACUGAUAUGGACAACCCUCAUACACCCAUCUCCUCUUUCAACCUUACUCACGGUUCUAUCCUUUAUCUUGCUUACCAGGGUGAGCGCACCAUUCCCGGUCCCACCGUCCAGCCCGCCGGUUCAUUCGGUAGAAAGAUGACCAUGGACGACCUAAUUGCUAAACAAAUGCGAGUUACUAGACAAGAGAACCCUCACUGCGAACUCGUUUCCUUCGAUCGUGAUGCCGCCAAUGCCUUUCAACAUUAUGUCAAUGAAACACUCGCCUUUGCUGUCAAAAGGGGUGGUUUUAUGUAUGGUACAGUAUCCCCUGAAGGCAAAGUGGAAGUCCAUUUUAUUUAUGAGCCGCCCCAGCAAGGGACCGAGGAAAAUUUGUUGCUUCUACGCGAUCCUGAUGAGGAGAAAUUGGUGGAUGCUAUAGCUAUUGGAUUAGGGAUGAGGAAAGUAGGGUUUAUAUUUACUCAGACAAUUAGUCAGGAUAAAAAGGAUUACACUAUGUCAACUGCAGAAGUCUUACAGGCAGCUGAGUUACAUUCGGAGGGUGAUUUGAAGGAAUGGGUGACCGCUAUAGUGAAGCUUGAGGUGAAUGACGAUGGCGCUGCCGAUGUACAUUUUGAGGCUUUUCAGAUGAGUGAUAUGUGUGUUAGAUUGUUCAAGGAAGGCUGGUUUGAGACUGAUGUUAAGGAUGAGAUUGAUCCAAAGCUUUCCAAGAUGAAGAAAGAUGUGGUGGUAGGAGUCAAGGACACAAGAGAAGUUGAUAACGACUUCUUCUUGGUUGUUGUCAAGAUUGUGGAUCACCAGGGUCCACUUUCUUCAUCAUUUCCCAUUGAAAACAGGAUUAUUCCAGUGAGCAUGAAUGCAUUGAAGGACCAUUUCAAUCGAACAAAGAGUCUUUCUUUUGUGAAGCGAAUCUCAGAUUUCCAUCUGCUACUGUUGCUGGCGAAGUUUCUGGACAUUAAUGCAGAUGUUCCUGCAUUGGCAGAAUGUGUGCUUACACAGUCAGCUGUCCCAGAAGGUUACAAGCUCCUUAUAGAAUCGAUGGCUAGUGCCUCUUAAGCAGCAUCGCAGACAUCAGAUGAGUUAUCGCAUUCAAUAACAAGCAUUGCAUGUCAUCUAGGGCUCCAUCUGCAAUGGUCAUCAUUUCUCAUCAAAACACGACUACUCCAGUGCAAAUCUAUGGAGAUGAAUUACGGACGUAUGCCUUGGGAAUUUAUAUUUCUAUUUGUUUGCCUCAUUGCUAACUUUACUAUGAACAACUAACGUGUCCGACAGAUACCAUAUGAAAUUUUUUUACUUUUGUGGUUAACAAUGUCUAAAAUGUGCGCA